Molecule: messenger RNA, 4926 nt
Organism: Haliotis rubra (blacklip abalone)
Lineage: Eukaryota; Metazoa; Mollusca; Gastropoda; Lepetellida; Haliotidae
Exons: 16
Coding region: 462-4058 (1198 amino acids)
Biological process (GO): positive regulation of Rho protein signal transduction
Molecular function (GO): guanyl-nucleotide exchange factor activity
Source: RefSeq, a predicted model, not a curated record
GUCCACCCGUGUGAGAGAAGGCUGGGUGAGAACGAACUACCUGCAGUGGAUCAGAUUCGUGUUGGCAGGGUUUUGUUAGCUGCAAAUACACAGCGCGUGAGCCUGACAGAUGGGGAAGAUCUUACUGGAGCGUUGACCACCUGAAGCCUCAGAAUCUGCUGGAAGAAGAUGGGUUAAAUGUGUGGGCACAGUCACUGAAUCGCAGCUCAUUCCAGCUCACUGCCAUAAAAUAUGGCUGUGAAUGACAAACAAUACCUGUUCAACAGAAAGUUUCCAAAACAGAAAAUCCAAAAGACUUGAAAAGUCGUCAUCUUUGAAUCACCGAACAAUUGCAGUAAUGGUUUAAGUUUUACCAAGUAUUUGAAUGUUCCGUCCAAGAUUAUUCCGUCCAUAGAGCCAGAUUGUACUUCCUAGUCUUUGACCUUUUGACCUUCUGUGAUAAGUAAACCCUAAUCCUGGAAAUGGAUUCAAAAUCAAGUUCAAGAGAAGUACCCCAAAAUCCAUCAACAACAACAUCCGAAAAGAUGUUGUCCAAAUCCCUGUCCUUGGAGUCUUCCAUUCCAAGUAGGGAAAAGCCUUUUCUUAAACGUGGAGAUGCUGUGUAUGCUUCUGAUUCGGAAGAUGAAAUCAGCGAGGAAAACUUACCUGAUCCAAAGUUGUUGUUUCGGAGGAACAGUGAUGUGAGAAAAUGUGUCAGUGUUCGGAAACCUUUACGGAAUGAUUCCAAAAAUGCUCCUCAAAACAGAGAAGCUUUUAGGAGACAGAGAAGGUUUUCAACUCCAAACAACUCCUUUGAUUUAAACAAAUCCUUCAAUUUUGGGUCUGAAUAUUCUAAAGACAAAUCGGAAAGUGCUAAAGGUGUUCCAUGGGCAACUGAGGGCAAAACUCUCAGUCCACGAGGAGAGAAACAGGAAGAUGUGAAAAAGAGACAUGUGUCUACAAAUUCCGUUGUGACAGUUAAACAGAACAAAGACACUGUACCAGGAAGGACGGUGCCAGUAGGGCCGGCGCCAGACUCUCCAAGAGACCAUGUGAAAAGUGUGGAAAUUCCUAUGUCUCCUAACCAGGUUGAAAAUGGUAAAAGAAUGUCCCGAGUUGAAGUGCUUCUGAGUAACAGCUUAUUUAAGAAACAUUUAUCAAAUCAUGCUGAUAUUUUACAAAAACAUACCUUGUCGUCAAGGCAAUAUGGUUUGCGAAAGACAGUAUCGAACAUUGAUAUUUCUUGUUUGGAACUUGGCCAGUCUGUUGUGUCCAAUGUUAACAAUCAAAUUCAGGAUUCUGGAAAAUCUGAAUCAGGAAAGGAGAGCACAGAUUCAAAAAAUGAUGUCAAUUCACCAAGUGCUGUUAUCUCACGGCGAUUGACAAAACAAAUGCGAAGGACAUCUAUGUCUAGUCUAGACAUUUCUACGAUUGGAGAUUUUCUCAGUUUAUCACAGCCAAAUUUCAAAGAAGGUCCCAGUAAGAGGAAAAAAGUUAACAUCCCAACGUUUGAAGAAUUUCGUAAACUUCGGAGCUUUGUCUCCAAUAAUCGGCGAGGAAGUGCGCAAAUAUCCGAGCCACAAAACCCCAUGUCUUCCAUGACUGGUGAUGAUGUUUCUGGUGCUGACAGUGUACGAGGGUUGGAUACGAUAACAGAGGACGACCCGUCUGAACAAGAGCUAGACCAGAACAGGUCUGUGUCAAAUCUUGCCAAAACUUUAGCUCAAUUCAAACUGAAUAAAAGUGUGCCAGUUGCUGUAAGUACUGACAGUUGUGAAAAACAUAUGGAAGGGAAAGUGUCCCAAAGUGAUAUGAGCUGUGAUACAAGGACUUCGAGAGACGAGAGAGAUUUGACAGAAGAGUCUGUGAAAUCUCAGGUACUUGUUUCAUCAGGGAUGCCAUCUUGUGCAAUACAGGGAGGUAACUCUGGUGCUACUAACCUGAUGGAUACCCAGGAUGUGCAAUUGGAUGAAGAUGUCUUUUUGGAGAACACAGAUGCAAUAGACUCUGCCAGAUUAUGUGACCUUGCAGAGUCAUAUUCAAGGAAACAGCAGUCACAAGCAAAGAAGCAGUCACAAGCAAAGAAGCAGUCACAAGAAGGGAAACAAUCUCAGAAGGAGGCACACGUCAGGGAGAACCUACACUCAGGGCUACAGUCAGAUUCAAGGGAACAGUCACAAUCUGGGCCACAGUCACGCGAGGAUGUUGCACAGUCACAUGACAUCAUAUUAGCCAAUAAGGAUGUGAGGAGUAAAGUCAAGCCAGAAAGACUCACAGAAAAUGUGCAGUCGGUGUUGCGGUCUACUUCUGAUGUCUCCAUGUUGUCCGAGGGUCACAAGAAGCGGCUGGAGAGAAGACAGCGUCCCUACAAGAGUGAGCCUUUUGCUGAUGCCGAAACCUUCGGGAAUAUGACCCAUGGCUACAGACAUGGUGGGCGUGGACCCUUCCAGUCUACCCCCCAGAAAGAUGUACUCUCACUGCCAGGAAGUGUGUCCGGCUUAUCAGACACUCUCAGCUAUCCCAGCCUUGAGGAGCUUCAGGAAGGGGAGGCAACUGAGCUUGAGAGUGACACCUCCUCUGAAGGGACGUCCAAGACACGAAGCAAUGUGAGCACUACCAGCAAUGACAGUGGGGUAAUAGGCGGUGCUGAUGGGUCACAUGACCUCUCGUUUGAAACUAUCUCCGUUGACAGCCCAAACAGCAGCCUCAACAACCUAUUUCCCCGAUUGGACCGUGCUGGCAUUUAUUCAGACAAUGAAAUCAAGAAGAAACAACGACACUCAAGUAGUCCACAGACUGGUGAGACUGAGAAUAUUCCUUGCCCUGACUGCAACCCCCGGGCGAUGCCCCCACAGCUGGCCCCUGAUGAAGAUGUGCCUCCCCCUUGCCCCUGCUGUCUCAGUAUGCGCAGCGAGAGGAGGGAGACGAUUCAGGAAAUAGUGGAAACGGAAAUCAGCUAUGGAAGAGAUCUGAAGAUUCUCAGAGAUGAGUUCUACACACCAAUGAAGCAGAAUGUCAUGCUGACCAGUGACCAGCUGGAAGUGGUGUUCGCCAACCUGCACGAGCUGAUACAGGUCAACGAGCAGUUCCUACACAAGCUGCAGAACGAGGUGGCCACUGCCGCCAACAACAACGAGGAGAACCUCUCCAGUGUGUGUAUCGGAAACCUGUUUGUUGAGUCAUCCAGCAUGUUUCUAGCAUUUGAAAACUACUGCGUCAACCAGGGCCAGGCCUCCCAGUCCUUGGAGCAGAUCGAGAAGGAGAAAGAACUUCUUCACACCUUCCUCCAGGUCAUGCAGCGUGACAACUUCCUCCUGCGACGUAUGCAUCUGAAGUCCUUCCUCAUGGUGCCGGUCCAGAGAAUCAUGAAGUACCCUCUCCUCCUCAGCCGCCUGUACAAGUCCACUCCGUCUCUCCACACUGACAAGGAAGAUAUCAAGAUGGCUCAGGGCAAGAUUGAAGACAUUCUAGAGCACAUCAAUGCUAAAACCAAGUUGACAGGAUCUGGCAGUUUCCGAAUUAAGAGGAAGCGUUCCCAGUCUCGCAGGUACAGCCUUACCGAGAAGAUUGAAGUCAACAGGGUCGCCCUGGAGGUCCUGGGUUGGAACAAGAAGGAGGCAAAUGACCUGAUCACGAGCCGCUUGCUGUACGCCACACCCACAGAUCACACUUGGGCUGCCAAGAGGUGCAAGAAUCUCAAGUUCACAACUAUACAUGGAAUACUUCUUACCCUUGGCCAGGCAAAGCAUGAGAGACGAGAUCGUGAACACAACUUGGUGUUCCCAAGGCCGAGCUUCGUCCAGCAGGCUGCCGUGGUGCUCAUCAGGGAGAAGAAUGGGAAGUACCAGCCUGUCAGGGACCCUCUGAUGCUGGACAAGUGUGUGGUGACAGUCGACCAAGACUAUGAUGAAGUGUUUGAACUCCAUGAGUGGGGGCGAGAGGCUCUGGUCUUUAAGGCAGAGGAAGGCAGCAACACUAGGCUUUGGGUCCAGCAUCUGAAGCAGCAGACCCGAGACCUGGGCCAGUGGAGGAGGCGGCGGAAUGCACUGCCAAAUAUCAUGUUCAAGAACACCGUAUGACACGUCGGCCCCUGACCCCUGGAGGGUGUUAUACUCACAUAUGGUUGUCAUAUCACCAUCCUAUCCCAGCGAUGUCUUCAUCCUGAUUGUAUCGCGGUCAGCACUUGGACACAGCCCUUGCGUCAUCAGUCCCAAAUUUGUGGUGUUGACCCUGGCCUGACACGGUCAGUGAGAAACGUUGGAGAAGAAGUCUUGUGAGAGUUGCCUGCCAAGGUAUUGCACAAGAAAGCACGACAGAGUGAAGCCAGUUCUAACUUGACAUACUGGAAGAAGCCUCAGGCAGACUGAAGGAACGUGCACAGGGGAGGUUACUCCUGCAAUGAUUUGAAUCACAACCAGAACUGGUUGCAAUUUGUAAGGGAGGUAACUUGUCCCAGGUGUAAAGAAAUAUUUUUACUUGGACAGAGUAAUGUUUUUGCCAUGUGUCUUGCAAAAUGUCUUGCCAAGUUGAACUUAAGAGAAUAGUACAAGGCAUGAAUAAGUUUUGCCAGCACAUGUUGAUGUUAGUUUGAUGUGUAGGGGAGAUAACUAUCAGUCUUUGUUAGUUCGGGGAGAUGGACUACAGGAAAUAUCGUUUAGUGACAAAUAAUGUUUUAGGUGAUUAUGAUUACAUAUAAAUGAUACAUUUGAAUCUAUGGGAACUAGAGCUAGCACAUCCCAAUUCAUUUUUGGGUUACAAUGGUCAAUCUGUUAAAUGGUUAAACAAUUGCUGAAAAUAGUAAGAAUGUAUUAGUAAGGAUGAAGUUAUUGUGUAUAGCAAGAUGUGAAAACGUUAUUUAUUGAAAAAAACAUUCUGUGACAAUUGUUUUUCAAAAAGUGCUGCAAAAGUGCUAUUGUUAUAGAUUGAUUUAUAAUUUUUGAAAUAAGG